This is a messenger RNA of Boleophthalmus pectinirostris (great blue-spotted mudskipper), 424 nucleotides long. It is a transcript of the gene cd59b, whose product is annotated as CD59 molecule (CD59 blood group). The record is from RefSeq and is a predicted model, not a curated record. Bases 59 to 424 code for a protein of 121 amino acids. The transcript is spliced from 3 exons. Lineage: Eukaryota; Metazoa; Chordata; Actinopteri; Gobiiformes; Gobiidae.
GGAUCUGGACCCGACUCAGACCAGACUCAGACCAGGGCUGAACCUCUGAAGGAUCAACAUGAGCCAGAGGAGUGGACUCAAGCUGUUACUACUGCUGCUCCUGAGCACCGUCCAGACAGGUUUGGCUCUGCGCUGUUACAAAUGCUCCGACUACACCGGCCGCUGUCAGAACGUCCAAGAGUGCACCUACGAAGACUCCUGCAUCUCCAUCAGCGAAAGAGGGGGUAAAACCAUCCGUCAGUGCCUGCGUUACACUGACUGUGAUAACUCGCGCCUGCAGCAGAUGUUUCCCUCCAUCAGCGGCUUCACCUAUCGCUGCUGCAGCUCCAACCUCUGCAACUCAGGCUCCACCUCGUCGUCCAGUGCUGGGCCCCUCUGUGUGCUCACCACCAGCCUCAUCGCCCUCUGCUGGGCGUGGAUCUGA